This is a messenger RNA of Osmerus eperlanus (European smelt), 5185 nucleotides long. It is a transcript of the gene pld2, whose product is annotated as phospholipase D2. Gene Ontology annotation, cellular component: plasma membrane region; intracellular membrane-bounded organelle. Gene Ontology annotation, molecular function: D-type glycerophospholipase activity; phosphatidylinositol binding. The transcript is spliced from 24 exons. NCBI's taxonomy places the organism in Eukaryota, Metazoa, Chordata, Actinopteri, Osmeriformes, Osmeridae. Gene Ontology annotation, biological process: regulation of vesicle-mediated transport; phospholipid catabolic process; intracellular signal transduction. The coding region runs from base 588 to 3497 and encodes 969 amino acids. The record is from RefSeq and is a predicted model, not a curated record.
UCUAAGCACGGGCAGCUGCACUGUACAUUCGUUGCCUUUGGCUUCCGGGAGCGACCACUAACCCAGACUUGUCAAUUUUUACCGUAUAUGUUGGCUAUUCUCAUCGAGGGAGAAAAACAUGUUUUAGCCUCUGAACGCGAACAGUGGAAGGAUCAGGUACACAUGGGCGUCUUGUGGUUUAUGAGCAAAGGACGAUGAUGUCACGGAAGCAUUUACAGAUAUCCGAUGAGGCUACUAUAAUGAGAAGUAUUGAAAAAUGCUGUGGCAAAUCUGUACUCAUCAUGAUUUUGUAAUGACCCGAAUCUCGGGACCUGAAUAUUAUUUAACAGGAGGGACUAGUCUCGACUACGUCACUCUGAGUGCACAGCAAUCCAAAUAAAACACCCUAUUUUCUCUUCAAAACUGCUGGUAGGUCUGCAUUCAGAGGAAGAAUAAAAGCUAUUAACUUAACUCGUAGGUUAUUGCUGUAAUCUUUCGGAGCUUUCCCGGAUCUACCUUUUUGAUGUCUUGUGAUUUUACCGCUCGGUAAAAGUUAAGAAGAGGACAACGCCAAAAACUUGUGCUGAAAGGCGUGGUACUACAGCAGCAUGUCCAUACCAGCAGGGGGCGAGGUGGAGGCCCUGAGCGCCGUGGCCCAUGUUCUGAAGAAGAGGCGUUUCAGCCGGGACGGCAACCACCUGAGCCCAGAGGAGGUGGACGGACUCCUGGUGGACAGUGAUGGGCGGGCCUUCAUGGUGGUUCACCACCUGCUGGGCCUCCGGGAGAUGGGGAUUCCUGUCCUGCUUCCUGGCACCCCUCUCACUUGUAAGGUGGAGAGCACUGAGAGAUACACCACGCGCUCCAAGGUGAGUGUGUGUACUCUGUACACCGUACGGCUCACCCACGGCAGGUUCAGCUGGACGGUGAAGAGGAAGUACAAGCACUUCCAGGAGCUGCACAGAGACAUCUACAAACACAAGAUGAUGCUUCACUUCCUGCCGCUGGGCAGGUUUGCGAUCCAGAGACAGCAGCUGAGGAAUAUGACUGAAGAGAUGCCCUCUCUGCACGGGGCAGACAGGAUAAGACGCAGCUCGAGCAAACCGAAAUACCUGGAGGACUACCUGAACGGACUGCUGGAGAACAGUUUCUGUAGAAACUUUCACGGCAUGCUGGAGUUUCUUGACGUCAGUCCUUUGUCCUUUGUCAGUGAUCUUGGACCUAAAGGGCUCGAGGGCUGGAUCUUCAAGAGGUCAGGAGGUCACCGUAUCCAGGGUCUGAACUGCAUCGGUCACCACCAGUUCUGCUUCCGCUGGUCGCGGCGCUGGCUGGUGGUGAAGGACUCCUUCCUGCUCUACCUCAACCGGGAGAACGGGGUUGUCUGCUUCGCCCUGCUGUUUGACCCAGAGUUCAAAGUUCAAGUGGGCCGCGCGUACACCGACACCAAGUAUGGCGUCUGCAUAGAGAACUUCACCAGGACGCUGGUCAUUAAGUGCAGCAGCUACCGGCAGGCGUUGUGGUGGAGUCAUGAGAUCCACCGUCUGUCCGAGCCGUGUGACUUCCUCAAGGUGCAGCGAUUCGACGGCUUCGCCCCGCCGCGCGACGACACCCUCACCAAUUGGUAUGUGAAUGGGAGGGGCUACUUUGCAGAUCUGGCUGAUGCUCUUGAGCAGGCUAAGGAGGAGAUCUUCAUCACAGACUGGUGGCUCAGUCCUGAAGUCUUCCUGAAGCGCCCGGCCACGAACACCUACUGGCGUCUCGACGAGAUCCUCAAACGCAAAGCAGAGCAGGGGGUGAAGGUGUGUGUGCUGCUCUACAAGGAAGUGGAGAUGGCCCUGGGCAUCAACAGCGAUCACAGCAAGAGGACCCUGAUGAACAUGCACCCCAACAUCAAGGUGAUGCGUCAUCCAGACCACGUCUCGUCAGUGGUGUUCCUGUGGGCACACCACGAGAAGAUGGUGGCCAUCGACCAAUCGGUGGCCUUCGUGGGAGGCAUCGACCUGGCGUUCGGCAGAUGGGACGACAGCCAGUACCGCCUGUUGGAUCUGGUUUCCACGGAGACGGCCGCCUGUGGGCUGGAGAUGGAGAGGAGGGUGGGGUCAGAGGCGGUGGAUGAAGUGGACCAGGGAGACCAGGGGGACCAGCACCAGGAGCCGCCCGGUGCUGGGAGCUCUCUGGACCCAGUGGGACCAGCGCAAGUGGGCCCUGAGGACCUGACUGAUAACACCCUGCUGUGGCUAGGGAAGGACUACAGCAACUUCAUCAGGAGAGACUGGGUCCAGCUGGACAAACCCUUCGAAGACAACAUCGAUCGGACCCAGGUCCCCCGUAUGCCGUGGCGUGAUCUGUCUUCUGCCGUUCACGGCAAGGCUGCCCGUGACGUCGCCCGCCAUUUCAUCCAGCGCUGGAACUUCACCAAGAUCUUUAAGAACAAAUACAAGGACAAGUUCUACCCCUGUCUGCUACCCAAGUCUCACAGCACAGCCAACACACUGCCCUUCACUGUCCCUGGUGCUGGGAGGGCCAAAGUCCAGGUUUUGCGUUCCGUGGAUCGCUGGUCAGCAGGAACCUCUGAAAGCUCCAUCCUGAAGGCCUACGUCCACACCAUCCAGACCAGCCAGCACUACAUCUAUAUAGAGAACCAGUUCUUCAUCAGCUGUGCUGACGGGAAGAAUGUCCACAAUGGCAUCGGAGACGCCAUCGUUGAGAGAAUCCUACGUGCUCAUAGGGAACAGAAGAAGUACAGAGUGUUUGUGGUGGUGCCGCUGUUGCCAGGCUUCGAGGGAGACAUCAAGGAGGGAGGAGGCAACGCUAUCCAGGCCAUCCUGCACUUCACCUACAGGACGAUGUGUCGAGGAGAGUUCUCCAUCCUGUCCAGACUUAAAGAAGUGCAGGAGAGGUGGACUGACUACAUCAGCCUGUGCGGUCUGAGGACUCACUCUGAGCUGUCCGAGUCCCUGGUCACUGAGCUGAUCUACGUCCACAGCAAGAUCCUCAUCGCCGACGACCGCCGCUACAUCAUCGGCUCAGCCAACAUUAACGACCGCAGCAUGCUGGGCAGCCGGGACAGCGAGCUGGCGGUGCUGGUGGAGGACGAGGAGAGGGUGCCAUCCACCAUGGACGGGGAGGAGUACCAGGCAGGGCCCCUGGCUCUGGCCCUGCGCAAGGACUGCUUCAGACUUUUGACUGGAGCUGAUUCGGACCCCAGCAUCAACAUCGACGACCCGGUCAGCGACCACUUCUUCUACCUGGUCUGGAACGAGACGGCAAGGUUGAAUUCCUCCAUUUAUGACAAGGUCUUCAACUGCCUCCCCUGUAACUCAGUCCACAACAUGCGAGAGCUGAAGGAGUGGUCCUGUCAGGAGCGACUGUGUGACACCAGCCCCUCGCUGGCCAAUCAGGAGAUGGAGAAGAUCCGGGGCCUCCUGGUCCACUUCCCCCUCAACUUCCUGUCUGAGGAGAACCUGCUUCCUCCCCUGGGCAGCAAGGAGGGGAUGGCUCCUGUGGGGCUGUGGACGUAGCGCCCCCCGCGGGCCUGGAGGGCUCGUCACGUAGGCUGCACAUGCAUGCGUUGGAUGUGCUCGUAGGAACUUUUACCUAACCACUCUUAACACAUGAUGAUCUGUGUUUGUGACAGGUUUGUGUUCCUUAAAGCUCUGAUCUGUGGAACAACUGAGGCGGCAGAGCGGACAACAGUAUCAGACAGUUAGGGAACAGAACAUACUUUUAUUGUUGCAAGGUUGUGUGUUUGUGUGUGUGUGUGUGGGGGUGGUUAGAUGGGUGGAUAGUCCUACCUCCCCCUCCUCCCCACUCGCUCUUUCUCUCACUCUGUGUCUAUCUCUCUCUUUCUAGCUUUACCUCUCAAUGCAGUGCCAGCAAAUCUGUCUGAACAUUUGUGGUUGUUAUGGUGAUGGGUAUGAAGGGCGGACUAGGGAGUAGGAGAGAGGAGAAGAGAAAGGAAUCGGUCAGAUAAGCAGAGGGACGGAAAAAGAUGACGAUCUGCUAAAUCAGGAGUGUUCGUCAGAUGGUGUGAGCAAAUAUGGAAAAUGACUGUUGACUGGCAAACUCAUUUACACAGUGCCAAAAUAUGACAAAGUCAUGGAAGCAGGGAAGGAGAAAAGGAGGAAAUGAAGGAAUAAGCAAAGGAGGGGAGAAGGGAUAAAAAGAUAUUCAAGGGGGGCUCACUUAAUUUAAUUGUUUUUUUCCUGUCACCAUGACUACCAAGUGAAUUAUGGUUAUGUAACCGAUCUGUCACUGGUCCAGCACAUUCCACCUCCUUUUAAGAAGAGGGGGGGGGGCAGACAGAGGUGGGGAGGAAGUGAGGAGAGGGGGGGGGGGGGGCUGUUCAAAACAACAUUUGUCAUAUAGAACCAGAGGAGUUUGCUUUCAACACCAUUCCACUUGAGGCCUGAGCACUCGCCUUGACAAGACGAGGUUUGUAGCUCAUGGCCAGUCACAGGAUGCCUGUAGACACACGUAUAAGAGAAAAUAACAACUGACACCUUACAUAUUGGGAUUAAAGAGAAGCUCUCUGAUGUACAAUAGCUACACAUUUAUUAGCUAAUUAGCUUUGACAGUUAGCAGCCCUGUGCCCUUUGGAGGUAAAUCUAUCAAACACACUUUCAGACAUCUAUCAAAACACAACACGAAUAAAUUACUAUGUCAUUAAUCACUCUAACAACUAUGUUAUUAUAACCCAACUAAACAAUAUGGAGUAUAAGUUAAUGUUGUGUUUAAAAAGGCUGGAAGAAGGUUUUGAAUGUAUUGUAAGUAAUAUUUGUCAAAUGCAUGCCCAGGAGAGAACUCACAUAGCCGACCUCUCACCAGCAGUCCUGACAUCAUUAACAUGACUGGGACCUUUAAUGUAAAAUCUAAGAAAUAUGCAUAACAAAUGUGUUUGUAUAUCCCUUUUUACAAGCAAUGUCACAGAGGGCUUAACAUACGCCCAUAACUGUCCCUCAGCCAACCUAAAUCAUCAAGUUUAACAAUCUGAAAAAAGACUCGUAUUUUCAUAUGAUAUAUAUUUACAUACAUCCUAUUAAACAUUUUUAAUACAUAAAAUAUAUUUGUAUACAUUUCUAAAAAUGUCCUCAACCACAAUUUGUGUGUGUGUGUGUGUGUGUGCAAUUAAUAUAAAAAUAUGCAGGUGUUAGCGCACUAACAGUUUAUUUUAUUUUUUUAACUGAAACUGAAUAAAAACGCAUAACAA